Molecule: messenger RNA, 513 nt
Organism: Ilex paraguariensis (yerba mate)
Lineage: Eukaryota; Viridiplantae; Streptophyta; Magnoliopsida; Aquifoliales; Aquifoliaceae
Source: the annotation of a GenBank genome assembly
AUGUUCUCAUUCUAUGUUGAUCACCCAAGAAAUGAUGGACCGAGGCGACACAUAGGUCGAUCAAGAGAAAACAAAUAUUCAGAUUCUGUACUUCGCACAUUUUUAAGGCUUCCAGAUAUAAAUGUGUCAAUGAGAAAAGGAGGAGGUGCAAUUGUUUCACUUAGGCCCAGGAUAGGAAAGUUGGGAGAAAUGAUUCUUGAGAUGUUGCCUAAAGAUCUUGUAUUUACAGUUUUCUUUCCCUCAGAGAAAGCAUUUGAGCGUGAUUUGAGGUUAAUAGUGAAUGUUAGUUUGGUGGCUGAGAAAGUGAAUGAUACAUAUGAAAUACUUACUCGCAUAUUGGGAUGUAGUUUAUACAUAUGGAAGGAAUUAGAUGGAAUGCUGGUGGUUAACAGAGUUCGAUCAGAAAGGGUUGAUCUCAAGAAAGGGCAGAUUAUUUUACACAUAAUGAAUGGUGUGACCAUGGAUAAGGAGUUUGAGCAAUCUGUUCAGCCUGAUGACAAUGAAGAAGAAUGA